UUAAAUCUAGUGAACUAUAGACCACAUGGUUUGGGCAUCAGAGAAGAAUCCGGAUGCUGACUAGAUAGGCUGCUGGUAAGGUUUUGAGACACAGCCAGAAAGCACCGCUGCUAAAGCAGCAUUCUUCUGACUCGCAGAGCUCCGGGCGAACCAUCUGACAUCGCAGGGCUAUUCGCUCUGAAAGACAGCAAUCAGCCAUUUUAGCCUUGCGCGCACAUCCAUGCCAAAACAACAAAGCUUCCAUGAGGCACAAAAGCAAAAGACCGAGAGUUUUAGACAAUAAUAAAAACAGCUGCUCUUUUAUUUACGCGAGUUGCCUGUUUUCGAACUGAAUUCUAGCAUGUGCCACAUGUGACGAUUGUAGGAAUGUGGAGCAUGGGAUCACAGCAGCUCUUCACCUACAGCUCGGAAUCGUCUUGGGAGAUGACAGAUGGAUGCAUAGGGAGGAUCGAAGCCUGCCAAUCAACAUUGUGAACUCAUCAUGGACCAGGGUUUCAGUUUCAGCACACUGAAGAAGUUAGCGGCCGAGCCAGAUCACACUGACGUUACUCUGCCAGCGGUAGAACGUGUGCGGGCGCUCAGCAAAAUGGGCUAUAACAUUGAAAUAAAUGAAGACAUCGCCCCGCGACGCUACUUCCGCUCUGGCGUAGAGAUGGAGCGCAUGGCAGCUGUUUAUCUAGAGGAGGGAAGUCUGGAGAAUGCCUUUGUCCUCUACAACAAGUUCAUCACUUUAUUUGUUGAGAAACUCCCCAGUCACCGGGACUAUCAGCAGUGCAACGUCCCCGAGAAGCAAGUAAUAAUGAAGAAAUUGCAAGAAGUGGCCUUUCCACGAAAGGACCAAUUGAAGAGACUUCUCCAUGAAAAAUACAACAAAGAACACAGUGAAUAUCUGAAGAGUCAGACUCAAGCCAUGGCUGUAGACAUGUGUAGUGAACGACUGCAGAAGAUGUCUCUUCUGGAGGAAGAACGACAACGUGUAGCACAGCUCCGGAAGAUGCAAAUCGAGUCCGAGCAGUUCCGCUACUUCGAGGACCAACUGCGUAGACAAGAGCUGGCCAGUCGCAGGGAUGAGGCUGUCCCCAAAGUGCCUGAACAAACUGACGGGUCCUGUUUAUCCCAGACCACGAGAAACCAUGUGCGCCUUGACCCCAAUCGUAACAACCCGGCGGCCCCCAUCACCAAACCGGCAGCCACCUUAGCAGCUGUACAAAAUCAGCGUGUUGAAGGCCUGAGGCGGGUUUUAAUCCCACGAGACUUGACUUACAGGUUCCUUCUUCUGGCUGACAGUAACACAGCGAGAGGAAUUGAGACGUGUGGAGUUCUCUGUGGAAAACUGACGCACAAUGAGUUUGUGCUGACCCAUGUGAUCGUCCCCAAGCAAUCUGCUGGCCCUGACUACUGUGACAUGGAGAAUGUGGAAGAGCUGUUCAGUUACCAGGACCAUCAUAACCUUCUGACCUUGGGCUGGAUCCAUACACACCCGACACAGACGGCCUUCCUUUCCAGCGUGGAUCUGCACACACACAGCUCUUAUCAGCUCAUGCUACCUGAGGCCAUCGCUAUUGUUUGUGCACCUAAACACAAUGACACGGGAGUGUUCCGUCUCACCAGUGCAGGAAUGGGAGAAGUGGCUGGAUGCAGAUUGAAAGGUUUUCACCCCCACUCUAAAGACCCUCCUCUGUUCACUAUUUGCAAGCACAUUGUGGUGAAGGACUCGAAAACGACAGUUCUGGACCUCAGGUGACAGAGGAAGAGAUGAUAUAUUUCAGUGUCAGCAAACCAUUGAGAAUAUUUAUAUCUUUCUUUACUUGAAGGCUUUUUUGUAUUUAUUUAUUUUACAAAAAGGUACUGUGAAACAGAAUCCCUCAGCUACACCGUUUGUUUAGAGCAGGUUUGGUGAAGUUAUUGAGAUGUUCCAAUGAUGUUUUGUGUUUUGUUCGUGGCCAGGUGUUUAAAAAAAUGUUGUGCCGUGUUUGUCCUCACGGUGGCGUCCUUUAUCAAGGUAUACUAUGAGGCUGCUACAAUGUGAAUUAAUUUCAGUACAUUUUAAAAGCAGGUUGUGUGUUUGUGUGAGAGAGCGAGAUUUGCCUUUUGAUAUCCAGUGAUAUCACUUGCAGUUCUCAUUCUAAUACAAUAUAAACUGAAGAAGUUAAAUUUCUUUUUAAACCUAACUGAAUUUUCUAGUUUUGUGUAUGCUGCUGGUACAAAAAUAAAAUGAAUUGCUACGAGUGUCAUUUCUAAGCCUUACUACGUUUUACUAUCAUUUUUGUGGUUGGAUGGUUGAUAAUUAUACUUUGUAUAUAUUCAGACAGUUCAGAUAAUUUCAGGCUAAAGGAUAUCUGUCUUUUCAAACUUCAGCCUAAUGAUGCAAUAUGAAGUUGGCCAGUGAGCUGACUGUUUUGAUUUCUAACUUCAGCAUUUUUUUCCAAUGUGGAUCUAAUAACAAGGGAAGUGACUCUUGAAAGCUCCCAAAACAAUAAGCAAAGAAAGAAGAGACAUUACCAGAGGGCCUUGAAUUCACUGAUCUCAGGGUUACAUUCCCUCACUUUAACAAUUAGAUUUUUGUCUCCACUGUUUUUAUUGUUUGGAAAGAAAACUUUUUGUCACCAGCGUAAGAUGAAAUUCACAGUAUGAUAAAUUGUGAACUGAUUCCUGCAGUUCAGAGAGUGUUGACUUGUUUUUCUUGUACAAUGUGGCAUUGGAUUGUUUCUUCAGUGUGUGGCUGUGUGCCAGUGGCUCCACUGACAUGUGCUGUGCUGUACAAUGAGACUUGUGUGUCUGUACAAGCAACAUUUUUCCAGCGCAUUUCUUAAUAAAAAGAAAACCGGCUCUGCUUUCAAA
This is a messenger RNA of Carassius auratus (goldfish), 2841 nucleotides long. RefSeq names its product STAM binding protein-like 1 (gene stambpl1). The transcript is spliced from 11 exons. Gene Ontology annotation, molecular function: K63-linked deubiquitinase activity; metal-dependent deubiquitinase activity; protein binding. Gene Ontology annotation, cellular component: endosome; membrane. NCBI's taxonomy places the organism in Eukaryota, Metazoa, Chordata, Actinopteri, Cypriniformes, Cyprinidae. The coding region runs from base 482 to 1744 and encodes 420 amino acids. The record is from RefSeq and is a predicted model, not a curated record. Gene Ontology annotation, biological process: protein K63-linked deubiquitination.